This is a messenger RNA of Leptopilina heterotoma, 897 nucleotides long. RefSeq names its product mitochondrial 2-oxoglutarate/malate carrier protein-like. Lineage: Eukaryota; Metazoa; Arthropoda; Insecta; Hymenoptera; Figitidae. Bases 1 to 897 code for a protein of 298 amino acids. The transcript has 6 exons. Gene Ontology annotation, molecular function: sulfate transmembrane transporter activity; antiporter activity; succinate transmembrane transporter activity. Gene Ontology annotation, biological process: malate transmembrane transport; thiosulfate transport; phosphate ion transmembrane transport. The record is from RefSeq and is a predicted model, not a curated record.
AUGGCGGAUCAAUCGAAACAGGAGAAACAAAAAUCACUUCCUCCUUUUAUAAAUUUCCUCAAUGCUGGACUGUCCGGUAUAUGUGCAACUUGCGUGGUGCAUCCAACUGACGUGGUUAAAAAUCGAAUGCAAAUUAGUACGGAGACGGUGUCAAUUAAAAAAACAUUUCUUCACAUUCUUCGUAAUGAGAGGAUAAUUAAUUUUUACGAUGGAUUGAGUGCAAGUUUGGUCAGACAAGCAACUUAUACAACAACUCGAUUGGGAGUUUACAAUCAGCUUCAGGACAGUUGGAGAGAAAGGUACACAGGCAAGCCAAAUUUUUUAACUUUAUGCGCAAUGGCUGCAAUUGCCGGAGGAUCUGGUGCAUUUAUUGGAACACCGGCUGAUCUUGCAUUAGUGAGAAUGACAACCGAUGGACGACUGCCUCCAGAUCAGAGGAGAAACUAUAGGAAUGUGGCUGAUGCAUUUAUAAGGGUGGCAAAAGAGGAAGGUGUAAUGAAUUUAUGGAGAGGAAGUGUCGCGACAAUGGGAAGAGCUGUUGUUGUUAAUGUUUCACAAUUAGCGACUUAUAGUCAAACAAAAGUUUUGAUUAAUUCAAAAAUGAACGUGCCAGAAGGUUUUUUACUGCACAUUUAUUCAGCAAUGAUUUCGGGUCUUGUGACAUCUUUUAAUUCAAUGCCAUUCGACAUUGCAAAAACAAGAAUCCAGAAUUUAAAGGACGUUAAAAAACCACCAACUAUUAUAAAAGUUAUGCUAAAUAUAGCAAAAACUGAAGGAAUUAUGGCUCUUUGGAAAGGAUUUGUGCCAACUUACUGUAGAAUUGGACCUCAUACAAUAAUUACUUUCGUCUGUAAUGAGCAAUUUGCUAAAUUUUACAAAACUUAUGUUUCUAAGUAA